Molecule: messenger RNA, 926 nt
Organism: Tripterygium wilfordii
Lineage: Eukaryota; Viridiplantae; Streptophyta; Magnoliopsida; Celastrales; Celastraceae
Exons: 6
Coding region: 309-620 (103 amino acids)
Biological process (GO): maturation of LSU-rRNA from tricistronic rRNA transcript (SSU-rRNA, 5.8S rRNA, LSU-rRNA); box C/D snoRNP assembly; snoRNA localization
Cellular component (GO): pre-snoRNP complex; nucleus
Source: RefSeq, a predicted model, not a curated record
GUGCCUUGUUUAGUCUCCAAAACAGAGUACAGGUGCCCCAGACCCGGAUGCUCUCCUCGCUCCUGUAGCCUACCUUGUGCGAAAGCCUAUAAACAACGUAUUGGAUGCAGCGGCAAGCGCGACCAGACCCAAUUUGUUCCUCUCUCUCAAUUUGACGAUAAUCUCCUCAUCUCUGGGUUGCUGAAUCUGCUCAAAGAACUAGAAUCAAAUUGCGUGCUUAUCCUCACUUUAAGCUGCCAUAUUAUCUUUGAAACCUUCGAAGUGCUGCUGCAAGUCGAAGAACAAAGUUCCUAAUUCUCCCUAGUGGAAUGUCAAAGAGGGAGAAGAAUCAAUCUCACUAUGAGCAAAGGAAGAAAUUUAUCUCUUGGACAAUUGAGUGGCGUUUCCACUCUACAGAUGUUGUUUUACUAGACCGCGGAAUGCAUGAAGAUGAGACCCUUGCAUCAAGUCUGAGUGUCUUGCCUAGCUUAGGCGGUUCUUUUAUUUUACCAUUUUUUGUUAGGGUUAAGGGCCCCAGGUCACCUUAUCAUGAGUUGGACGUGAAGGCGCCUCUUACCUUCAAGAGGAUGACAACCGGGGCCAUGUUUUAUCAACUGUACUUCUUAAAGCAAUUAUUUUGAAACCUCCAGGUACCUUUUGUUGAAGGUCGUUCGAGCUUUUCCUGGGAGUAUACCAUGGGUUACUUCAGCGUCGUUGUGCCUGGUACUCGAACAUUGGCUCGAGGCAUUUUCUCCACCUCUUCUUACCCCGAAAAGGCAGGGACACCUUCCGUCUAGGAAAUCGGGUACAAAGUUUGUGGCAUAAGCCCAAGCAUUGUUGUUAACGGGAUCAGCGAGGUGGUCCGCCAAGUUCUCUAAUGGGCCCUUACCAGUCACAAUGGCCUGAACAAAGAAUCCAAACAUGGAAAACAUGGCCAACCUACCAUU